Molecule: messenger RNA, 255 nt
Organism: Aspergillus tanneri
Lineage: Eukaryota; Fungi; Ascomycota; Eurotiomycetes; Eurotiales; Aspergillaceae
Exons: 2
Coding region: 1-255 (84 amino acids)
Source: RefSeq, a predicted model, not a curated record
AUGACUUCGUGGACCCAUGCGGUCUUCUUCGCACCCUAUGAGAAGAAGGACUCAAGGUGGUGUUCAAAAGUCCUCUGGAUGUUCCGCGGAUUCACCGGCGAUCCAGAGGAUCCUGGGCGCCGAAUCCAAUGUCCGAAGUACGACGCUAAAGACCCAUCCACCACCGUGUACAAUCCCAAUGCCCGGUCUUUCGCCAUCCCUCAAACUGGCCCCCUGAUAUAUAAGGCAGGCCCUCUUCUCGUCGAUCCUGAAUAA